Molecule: messenger RNA, 2703 nt
Organism: Sander lucioperca (pikeperch)
Lineage: Eukaryota; Metazoa; Chordata; Actinopteri; Perciformes; Percidae
Gene: gdf2
Product: growth differentiation factor 2
Exons: 2
Coding region: 161-1432 (423 amino acids)
Biological process (GO): SMAD protein signal transduction; BMP signaling pathway
Cellular component (GO): extracellular region
Molecular function (GO): cytokine activity; growth factor activity
Source: RefSeq, a predicted model, not a curated record
UCUCUGUUUACUCUAGGAGCAUGGGAGCGGACAUCAGGACUGUGGUUCUUGCAUUGUGGUUCUCCAUUUUCAAACCUUGCCGUCGCAAAGUCUGUUUUCAAGCCGGGAAGAAGGUAAAGUUUGUGUCAGCUCAGUGGCUUAGAAGGGAUCUAAUUUCAACAUGCAGAGCUCCAGAUCAUUCCUAUUCCAGGUGUGUUUGUGUCUGGUGGCUUCUAUUUGCUCUUGCACCUGUAAACCUUUCAAUAAUGACAUCCAGAGUAAGCACCAUGAGAGACUCUACUCUCAGCUGUUAGAGGAGUACCUACUGGAGGAGGAAGACACAAACUCCAAGAUGGAGAACCUCCUGGGAACCAUGAAGGAGGUUUUUCUGAGGAAACUCAACCUGUCGGAUGUUCCUCAGGAGAACAGUAAGAUCUACCCCUCUCAGUUCAUGAUGGAGCUCUACAACAAGUACGCCUCGGACAGCUCGGCAAACCCUCAGUCUGAUGUCAUACGAAGCUUCACUGUCCAAGAUAUCCCUCUCUCUGUGACGAAUGGCACAAAGUCAAAGUACAGGCUGCAGUUCAACAUCAGCAUCCCCAACCAUGAAAAGAUCACUACUGCUGAACUACAGCUCUUCUUCUUCCCAGAUCCCAGAUCAACGGUUAGCUUCCACAAUUUCAAGUCCGCCAUCAAAGUCUAUUUAGUGGAUUACUACAAUUUUGAAUCCACCACCCAACUGCUGGUUGGCAAAGAGGUGACAGGCUUGGAGAGCACGUGGGAGACGUUUGAUGUGACCACAGCUAUUCAGAGCUGGAUCACGUCGGGCCAUGCAACGACUGUUUUUGAUGUAGUGGUGGAUAGGAAGGACUGUGGGGCCUCUAAAGGUGGAGAAGAAGGAGCAGGCUGUUUGAAUAUGAGCGUGUCUUUUGGAGAUAACACUUCAGCGGCUUUAAUAGUCUUCUCAGAUGACCUGGGUAGCAGGAGGAGGGAGACAAAGAAGGAAUUAAGAGAGAUGAUCCUCCACGAAGAAGAAACCAUCUUACACUCGGGCACCGACUGGAACAGAGGAGAUCAGCUUCCAAACAAGAUCCCGGAGGCUCAGCAUCCACAGAGAAAGAAAAGAGAGGCAGAGAGGCAAUACUGCCAGCGGACCUCUCUAAAAGUCAACUUUAAAGAGAUCGGAUGGGACAGCUGGAUCGUGGCGCCUCCAGAAUAUGACGCCUUCGAAUGUCGAGGCCUGUGUUACCAUCCGCUGACAGACGAAAUGACCCCGUCAAAACACGCCCUCAUCCAGACGCUGAUCAACAUCAGGAACUCCAAGAAGGCCAAUAUGGCCUGCUGCGUCCCCAUUAAACUGGACCCCAUCACAGUCAUGUACCAGGAGAAUGGACGCCUCACUAUAAGAUACCUUUAUGAAGAGAUGAAGGUGGCAGAGUGUGGCUGCAGGUAGUCACAGAGAUUUGCUCUGGUGGUAGCACAGGUAAUUAUAGGCUACUGGUAUAAGUGGUCCCUCCAUUGGUCCAGUGAUAGGAACAUGCUAAUUGUUUGCAGGUAUAAUGUUUGCAAUGUUCACAAUCUUAUCUUAAAUGUGUUAGCAUGCUACCAUUUUCUAAUCAGCAGGGAUCCAUGGAAUCUGCGGCCACAGAAUUUUGCACAGAUUUUAGGCAAAUUAAAAAUAUUAAAAAUAAACAUCAGGAUUUUAACACAUCUCCCCAAGCAAAAAAAAACACAGUCCGCUAAAUUCUGUAGAUUUUCAUUCUGGAUCGCUGCUGAAAACUGUAAAAAAAAAAAAAAAAUCUGCAGAUUCCAUUUGGGUCUGCUAAUCAACACUAAAGACAAAGUACAGCUGAGGUCUGUAGGAAUAUCAUCACUUUCUUUUCAAUUUCCAGUAAAUCAAAGUAUUUUGACCUGAUGAUGGCGCUAGAUGAAAAGUCAGGGCAUACCAUUAUUAAAAUUCAUCAUCCAGGGAUCAUGGAUGUGUGUACCAAAUUUCAUAGCAAUCCAUCCAAUACUGUCAAGAUAUAAAAACAAAAGUCAACCUCAUGGUUGCACACAAAGAAAAGUCCAGGGAUCACCAAAAUCAUUAGGAUCCACCCUCUGGAGACCAUGAAUGUCUCUAUAAAUCUUCAUGGCAAUCCAUCCAAUAGUUGUUGCGCUAUAUCAGUCCGGACUAAAUUGGUGGGCCAACCGACAGACUGACAUUGCCAUCCUUAGAGCCAAACGGCUAGCAUGGCUGAUGAUAUAAUAAAGGUCAUGCAAUGCUUAAACUAAAUAAAACUGUAUGUACCUUUUUGAAACUGUAGUCAUGAAAUAAUGAAUAGAGUUUAUGCUAUUCCUUCAAAUUCAAUGCUAAUAAAAGUUUUGAAACUCAAAAAUAGUUUGAGGUCUGUAAUGCAGCACGGCAGUGGAACCAUCAACAGGUCCAUUACACCUUGUUGCUGCCAUGCACUCUAACGGAACCUUUUGCCAACAUUGUGUUUUUAUCAUUUAUGUUAUAUAUAAAACCACCAAGACAUUUGACAUUUGUACAUUGUGUAUUUAAUACUGUAGAUAAAAAGCUUGCCUGAACACUGUCUUGAGCUAAUGUUUUUUAACAAUACCUAUAAAAUUUUAUUUGUAUGCUACCCUGGAAAUCCAGAGUUCUGGUGCGAGCACAAUUUUAAUUUGCUCAGCGAGUUACUCUGGCAUUGAGUAAUGAUGCUCAUUAACUAUACCCUUGUA